UAUCUCAUACGCAGGUGUGGUCUUCUUAUCAUUAUCGCUGGGAUUGCGUCCUUACCACAAAUGGGUUAUCUGUUUCUCUUGGAGUGUCGAGGCUAUUUUACUUUCGUCCUGAUCAUCACAGAGUCCGCCACUCGGUUUUGCAUUAGUGCUUCCUUUAUUUGGGACUGAAUACUUGUACAAGCUUUCUCUCAAAUCGCCUCACGGACACCGCCUACUCCAGCAGUCAUGAUGGUGAAUGUGAGCACCAACGUAUCGCCUUGGCCAUGCGAUACCUCACCGGCAGAUGAUGUCCAUCCUCACUCCGCCAAUCCAGCGCUUCAGCAGCAGCCAAUGUCGGACCCACGUUACUCGAGGGAGAUUUUCGAGACUUGCUCCAUCCCAGUCAAGGUCGGAAAUCCUCAUCUAGCUCGCAAGCCCGCGUUCGCAAACACGAUGUCGAACAAAAAAUCGCCUGGCAAGCAGAUUGCCUCCUCUGGCUCUUCCGGUCGCAAGAACAGCCGUCGAAACCGCCUUUCUGCGCUUUUCGGUCACAGCCCGGAGCAGAUUGGCGAUGCUACUGAGCAUGAGACGGCCCCUCAAGAGGAGGGUACGCCUACCAAGAUCACCGUAAACAACCGGCAUGAGAAUGGAAGUCACCUUCAGAAUUCUGCUACUCUGCUCGAUAACGAUCGCAAGGAGAAUGAUACUCGCGACUCUGUUGUCACCAUCGUCACGACACGUUCCGUCACUACUGAAGACAAGGACGCACCUAAGUCCGACAUCGCAGCUUCCGCGAACAAAAUCGACACCUUCGAUUUUGCCAAUAAGACUCAGAUACAGGGUGAAAUCUUGGAGCUCAAGUCUUGUGCUAAACUAACUAUCGGUGAAGCAAUCACGAACCCGUCGCCGAGUCGCAUGACGAAGUUGCCCAUUCAUCGCCAUAAGAGAGCUUCAAGCUCCUUCAAGAUUGUCGACAGGGACUCUGCGGACGCUGUGCUCCUGUCUGCUUCUUCUUACAAUCCCUCUCCUGGAAAUAAGAACAAUGCUGUUACGAAGCUCGGCAUGCAGGCGCCCUCUUCUACUAAGCUUCCCCUGCACAACCAGCGCCAUGAUCAGGAGGCUCUGCUGCUGCGCUCGUCUACAUACUCUGGCUCUACCAUCUACAACGGUAGCCCUCAGAACAAGCCCACCCAUAGCAAGCUCAAGGGCAAAUAUCCUACCAAGAAUGCCUGUUCUCUCUCUUCAUACACAGAGCCCGGCCCUGCGAUCAAGAUUACCGACAGCAACGAGGAGAUUGCUACGAAGCUCAAAGCUAUGGCUUCCACUCCCGCUGCAGUGUCUACUCCUGCCACUCCUCUUCUCAGCGCACUCAAGACCUACGCCCCCGACAAGUCUCCGGGCGAGAAGAAGGUCCGCUUCGCCACGACGUCCUCUACUAAGUCUGACGAAAACGACAAUGAGAGCGGAGGCUCGGAAGAUUCGGACAAGACCAUCAAGCCUGGUGAUGGAGGCAUGAAAGCGGCCCCGGAUGCCAUUCUAUCGCCUACAAUCUGGGACAAGAGUGCUGAGCCCAAGAUCUGGGUAAAGAACGGCAAGCCCACCCUCUUUCAGCCUCAGAAGUCCCCCGGCUACUACACCAACCCGCUUUGGUCUCGCCAGUAUCCCGAGAUUCUCUCAGACGAUCCCCGAGUCAACCCCUAUGCUGCGAGCAUCGCUGGAAGUACCACGUCUACGAAUGGAAGCCAUUAUUACGAUUACCCCGCGGCCCGCGUCGCCCCCGACUUCGAUGUGGGCAACAAGCUUCACGUUAAUGGUGAAUCCAGCAUCAACGUGAACUUCGGUACGGGUGCUGCGCCUGCUCGCACUCCUUUCACCAGAACCACUCGAGGCACUAUGCCUUCGCCCCCCGGUGCCAACCAGAAUUUGGUCGACCGCGAUUUCCCGGACAGGCCUUCUGUCCCUGCUGGUUUCGGCAUGCCCCCUCUUUAUAGAGGCCAGAUCAAGCUCGAAAUUGGUGGCCGUCGCUUUGUUAGCUCCAUGGACGUUCUUGAGAGAAGCCCCUGGUUCAAGUACAUCUUCUCCAUCAACUUCCGCGAUUGGUACCGCGAUGGCGUCUUUCACUUCGACAAUGAUGGAGAUCUCUUUGCCCACAUCCUGCGCUUCCUGCGCACUGGCAUGCGCCCUCUCUUCUGGGAUGCGCGCAACGGCUUCGACUACGCUAUGUAUGCGAUGAUUCAGAAGCAGGCUCGCUACUACAUGCUCUACGACCUUGAAGCUUGGAUCGCCCAGCAGAAGUACUAUGACGUCGUGGAGACUCAAGUCAUUCACCAGAAGUUCAUCAUCCCCAACGCUCAAGGCUGGAUUCACGAGCAGAGUCUCGUGGGUCUUCACACCUCUGAGAUCUCUGGCGUCGUUGGACACCGCAAUGUGGCUCCUGAGGCCCCUGUUGCAGACGUGUUCUACUCCCAGAAUGGAGAGAGCUCCAAGGGCAAGGACAUCGCGGUUCAGCAGAACGGCCCUGGAGGUGCUGUGGCGCUGUUCACCACCGAGAAGGUCGUCAGAGUUCACGUGGACCAGCUUGGCCCUUUCUGAGGCUUGGACUCAUCUUCACUUGUAUCAUGUCGGAGUAUUCAGAAAAUUUGGCCAUGGAAAGGAACGUGAUAUCGCACUGGAUUUGUUUUUUGAGAACUUUUGCUGCUUCGUAUGUAGCUCGUUUGGCCAUGAUAAUGAGGGGGAUGGAU
This is a messenger RNA of Colletotrichum godetiae, 2720 nucleotides long. RefSeq lists its product as uncharacterized. Gene Ontology annotation, molecular function: protein binding. The transcript is spliced from 3 exons. The record is from RefSeq and is a predicted model, not a curated record. Bases 226 to 2571 code for a protein of 781 amino acids. Lineage: Eukaryota; Fungi; Ascomycota; Sordariomycetes; Glomerellales; Glomerellaceae.